AUGGAUGUCCGAAGUGUGGAAGACUGGAGCAGAGGCGAGGUGGCAGUCCUCAACUCGCGGCUGCAGAGCCCGAGAUUGGUGGAGAGGGGAGGGGAGCAGCAGCUCGAGGAGUCCCGCUAUGAACCUGGAAUGACGCUCGUGGACAGCUGCAGUGACCCACGCGCCUGGCUGGCUCCAGCGCAGCCUUCGGGCACCUGCGUGGCACACGCCAGUUCACCCGACUACCUGCGGCACUCGCCCUGCCCGAGCACCGGCUCCUACCACGAGAGUGGUUCCCCGGAGUCCUCGGGCCACCCCAGCCCUCCCAGCUACAGAAAAACUGCCAAGAGCCCCUCCUCCUCUUCGCUCAAAGUCAGGGACUUGUGCCGUCUUCAAGGCACCGUCACCGGGUCUGACGAAGAGACAUCCCCGAGACAGAGAGCCCAGUCCAGCAGACCAGUCCACGGAGUGCAGAAGCAGAGGCGCGUAGCCGCAAACGCGCGCGAAAGGAGGCGGAUGCACGGGCUUAACUACGCGUUCGACGAGCUGCGCAGCGUCAUCCCUGCGUUGGACAACGACAAACAGCUCUCCAAAUAUGAAACUUUACAGAUGGCGCAGAUUUACAUCAACGCUCUGGCUGAUCUGCUCCAAGGUCCCGUCUCCUCCAGCAGCAGCAGCAAUUCCGAAGUCUCAAACAAUAAAAACAACUCGCCAAAAUGUGACACUGCGCUUCCACCCGCCGUUGGUUUUGACGGGGCGAAGGACAGGGCUCCCCCGUCCCCCGCAACCUGUAGGACAGCGGCGGCUGUGCCCGUCUCCGGUGGCGGCUUACCUGUUCACAUCAGCGGGAUGCCCUUCCACCCCUCAUUUGACGACGGUUCGUUUUCCGCCAUGGUUGAAGAAGCGAUGCGUUCGCCCUCUCCUCCUCCCUGCGCUCGGGCGGGCAGCUCGCUCGCACCGGUCGGAGGCGGGAGGAAAGAGUCCCCCCGGAGCGACGGAGAGUUUUCCCCGCACUCCCACUUCAGUGACUCGGAUGAAAUAGCGAUGGAGCUCCACUCAAGUGAAGAGGAUGACUUCUCAGAUCUCAAGCUACGCAGCCACCAUCAUCACACGGUUGCUUUCUGAAUGAUUAAAAAAUAACCGACUUUAUUAAAAAGUGCAGGACAACAAAGUGUAAUGGCCGUUCACCGUGUCAAUCAUGCAGUCUAUCUGUUGCUAACAAAACACCGUUCAAUGAUGGGAAUGUCAUGUUCAAUUUUUAACAAUAAUUCUAUUUUAUCAACUUGUUAGUGUAAAGGUUAUUUUUCGUGUGAGAUAGACCUAAUUCGGUUCUGCCAAUAGAUAGCCUAUAAUUUCCAGUUUCCAUGGAGACGUGGCUGGAAGACCCCUCUGCCAUGUCGCGCAUAUAGCACUGCCAUGGGUAUUUCCUACGUCACUCCGACCAAAAAAGCUGUCUUCCACAAAAUAAUAACUUUAUGGAUAAAUGCUUGUAUUUGAUAAUGUAAAAACACUUUUUUUGUAGCUAUAAUAUGAUUUUUGUUUUGAUUUAUGUUUUAAUUUGUUAAUUUGUUUGUCUAAUGUAGCUAUUUAGUUUUGCAACUUCAAAAGUUCAUAAUGUGCACUUUAAAAAUAUACGAGCCAGAGGCUUGAGGAAUACGACCUUUGUUUUCACACCAUAAACAAUAUUGUGUUGCUUUGUUUGCUAGUGUAGUACUGCCAAUUCCAAACAAAUAGCCUAUUUAAUGUAACCAUCAAUGCUGCCUUCUUUUGUAUUUUAUUUUGUACCUUCAGAUGAACUUGUGUGUCUUUUGCUUUCACUGGAUGAGAUUAAUUGACAUGUAGGCCUAUUUAUUGCUGAUAUGUUUCAUUUGAUUUGCUUUU
Anarrhichthys ocellatus (wolf-eel) is the source of this 1860-nucleotide messenger RNA. RefSeq names its product atonal bHLH transcription factor 1a (gene atoh1a). The transcript has 2 exons. Gene Ontology annotation, biological process: positive regulation of transcription by RNA polymerase II; axon development; sensory organ development. Gene Ontology annotation, cellular component: nucleus. Lineage: Eukaryota; Metazoa; Chordata; Actinopteri; Perciformes; Anarhichadidae. Bases 1 to 1104 code for a protein of 367 amino acids. Gene Ontology annotation, molecular function: DNA-binding transcription factor activity, RNA polymerase II-specific; E-box binding; protein dimerization activity. The record is from RefSeq and is a predicted model, not a curated record.